Molecule: messenger RNA, 2445 nt
Organism: Eubalaena glacialis (North Atlantic right whale)
Lineage: Eukaryota; Metazoa; Chordata; Mammalia; Artiodactyla; Balaenidae
Gene: IL1RAPL1
Product: interleukin 1 receptor accessory protein like 1
Exons: 13
Coding region: 1-2445 (814 amino acids)
Biological process (GO): signal transduction; negative regulation of exocytosis
Molecular function (GO): interleukin-1 receptor activity
Source: RefSeq, a predicted model, not a curated record
AUGUAUGAAUUUGAAAUGGUCAAUACCAUUGUCCUUCUAGAUGGCCUAUUAAAAAUGCCUGAGAGUCUCUCCUCACAAGAUGAAAGUUGGAAUAAGGCAGGUUCCAGGGUCCAGAACACAUUUGACAUUGACCUCAUUUCACUGGAGAACCAGGAAAGCCGGUGGUAUAUUCACUUGGAGUCUGAAGGCCUGAGAGCCAGGAGCUCCAGUGUCCAAGGGCAGGAAAAGAUGGAUCACCCAGUUCAAGAAGAGACUGGGAAUUGGCCCUUCUUCUGCCUUUUUGUGAAAUUUGGGUCCUCAAUGGAUUGGAUGAUGCCCUUCUCACCCCCAUUAGUGAAGUUCUGUCAUCCUAUUGAGUGUGGUGAGCCAGCUCUGUGGCAGUCAUUGGCAGGAGUGAUGGAGGACACAAACAUUCAGUCUGUAACAAAAGAUAACUCUGAUGGAUGCACAGAUUGGUCUGUCGAUAUCAAGAAAUACCAAGUUUUGGUGGGAGAGCCUGUUCGAAUCAAAUGUGCACUCUUUUAUGGUUAUAUCAGAGCCAAUUACUCCCUAGCCCAAAGUGCUGGACUCAGUUUGAUGUGGUACAAAAGCUCUGGCCCCGGAGACUUUGAAGAGCCAAUAGCCUUUGAUGGAAGUAGAAUGAGCAAGGAAGAGGACUCCAUUUGGUUCCGGCCAACAUUACUGCAGGACAGUGGUCUUUACGCCUGUGUCAUCAGAAACUCCACUUACUGCAUGAAAGUAUCCAUCUCACUGACAGUGGGUGAAAAUGACACUGGACUGUGCUACAAUUCCAAGAUGAAGUACUUUGAUAAGGCUGAACUUAGCAAAAGCAAGGAAAUUUCGUGCCGUGACAUAGAAGAUUUUUUACUACCAUCCAGAGAACCUGAAAUCCUAUGGUAUAAGGAAUGUAGGACAAAAACAUGGAGGCCAAGUAUUGUAUUCAAAAGAGAUACCCUGCUUAUAAGAGAAGUCAGAGAAGACGACAUUGGAAAUUAUACGUGUGAAUUAAAAUAUGGAGGCUUUGUUGUGAGAAGAACUACUGAACUAACUGUUACAGCCCCUCUGACUGAUAAACCACCCAAGCUUUUGUAUCCUAUGGAAAGUAAACUGACAAUUCAGGAGACCCAGCUGGGCGAUUCAGCUAAUCUAACCUGCAGAGCUUUCUUUGGGUACAGUGGAGAUGUCAGUCCUUUAAUUUACUGGAUGAAAGGAGAGAAGUUUAUUGAAGAUCUGGAUGAAAAUCGAGUUUGGGAAAGUGACAUUAGAAUCCUCAAGGAGCAUCUUGGGGAACAGGAAGUUUCCAUCUCAUUAAUUGUGGACUCUGUAGAAGAAGGUGACUUGGGAAAUUACUCCUGUUAUGUUGAAAAUGGAAAUGGACGUCGGCAUGCCAGUGUUCUCCUUCACAAACGGGAGCUGAUGUAUACAGUUGAACUUGCUGGAGGGCUUGGUGCUAUCCUUCUGCUGCUUGUUUGUUUGGUGACCAUCUACAAGUGUUACAAGAUAGAAAUCAUGCUCUUCUAUAGGAAUCAUUUUGGGGCUGAGGAGCUGGAUGGAGAUAAUAAAGAUUAUGAUGCAUACUUAUCAUACACCAAAGUGGAUCCUGACCAGUGGAAUCAAGAGACUGGGGAAGAAGAACGCUUUGCUCUUGAAAUCCUACCUGAUAUGCUUGAAAAGCAUUAUGGAUAUAAGUUGUUUAUACCAGAUAGAGAUUUAAUCCCAACUGGAACAUAUAUUGAAGAUGUGGCAAGGUGUGUAGAUCAAAGCAAGCGGCUGAUUAUUGUCAUGACCCCAAAUUACGUAGUCAGAAGGGGCUGGAGCAUCUUUGAGCUGGAGACCAGACUUCGAAACAUGCUUGUGACUGGAGAAAUUAAAGUGAUACUAAUUGAAUGCAGUGAGCUACGAGGAAUUAUGAACUACCAGGAGGUGGAGGCCCUCAAGCACACCAUCAAGCUCCUGACCGUUAUUAAAUGGCAUGGACCAAAAUGCAACAAGUUGAACUCUAAGUUCUGGAAACGUUUACAAUAUGAAAUGCCUUUUAAGAGGAUAGAACCCAUUACGCACGAGCAGGCUUUAGAUGUUAGUGAGCAGGGGCCUUUCGGGGAGCUGCAGACUGUCUCAGCCAUUUCCAUGGCUGCGGCCACCUCCACAGCUCUAGCCACUGCCCAUCCAGAUCUCCGAUCCACCUUUCACAACACUUACCAUUCACAAAUGCGUCAGAAACACUACUACCGAAGCUAUGAAUACGACGUACCUCCUACCGGCACCCUGCCUCUUACCUCCAUAGGAAAUCAGCAUACCUAUUGUAACAUCCCUAUGACACUCAUCAACGGUCAGCGGCCACAGACAAAAUCGAGCAGGGAGCAGAAUCCAGACGAGGCCCACACAAACAGUGCCAUCCUGCCGCUGUUGCCAAGGGAGACCAGUAUAUCCAGUGUGAUAUGGUGA